UCUUCCAUGGUUGGAAUUGAAGAUUCCCUUAUUAAAUACAAGAAUAUAAAUUAGGCAAACAUGGUUAAAGGGAAUAUUUUCCAUUACAGAAAGGACUCAUGGCCUCCUGAAGAAUACGUAAAUCGGACUACUCUGCAACUCCUUGACUUCGAUAGUGGUGCUCCUCCUGAACACGCAUGGAGACGAAAGUUAAACAGCCAUGCUGGUAUUCUCAAGGAAUUCAGUGUUACUUUCAUGGAAGCAAUGAAAAUGAUUGGCCUUGGAAUCCGUCUAUGGUCAUAUGUAAGGGAAGAGGCCUCUCAUGGAAGGCGAGCUCCAAUUGAUCCUUUCAAUCGUGAAGGCAAGCCAGCAGCAACCCAAGGGGUUCCACUAGGUGGAAUGGGAAGUGGAAGUAUAACUAGAGGUUUUAGAGGAGAGUUUAGGCAAUUCCAAAUAAUUCCCGGUGCAUGUGAGCCUUCUCCUAUGAUGGCCAAUCAAUUCUCCAUUUUUAUUUCGCGUGACGGUGGGAAUAAAAAAUAUGCAUCGGUUUUAUCCCCAGGGAAACACGAUGGAACAGGAACGGAUCAAGGGUUGUCAUCAUGGGGGUGGAAUUUAAAUGGUCAACAUUCAACAUACCAUGCGUUAUUUCCACGAGCAUGGACAGUUUAUGAUGGUGAACCUGACCCUGAACUCAAAUUGUCAUGUCGUCAAAUAUCUCCAUUUUUACCUCAUAAUUACCGAGAUAGUAGUCUUCCGGUUACCGUUUUUGUUUACACGUUGGUGAAUACCGGGAAGGAAAGGGCAAAAGUCAGCCUUCUCUUCACAUGGGCGAAUUCGAUUGGAGGAACCUCACACUUUUCAGGAGAUCAUGUGAAUGAGCCUUUCGUCAGAGGUGAAGAUGGAGUCUCCGGUGUUCUUCUACAUCACAAGACAGCUAAAGAUAACCCGCCUGUUACUUUUGCGAUAGCUGCCUGCGAGACCCAAAAUGUAAAUGUGACGGUUUUACCAAGUUUUGGAUUAUCUGAUGAAAGCCACGUCACUGCCAAAGAUAUGUGGGGUAAAAUGGCACAGGAUGGAGAAUUUGAUCGGGAGAAUUUUGAGAAUGGAGCUACGUUUCCAUCAUCAGCAGGGGAGGCGAAUUGUGCUGCGGUGUCUGCUUCUGCAUGGGUUGAACCGAAUGGGAAGUGCACUGUCGCGUUUGCUUUGGCAUGGUCUUCUCCAAAAGUCAAAUUCAUGAAAGGAAAAUCAUAUCACAGGAGGUACACGAAAUACUAUGGUACUUCCGAGGGGGCAGCUGAGGACUUGGUUCAUGAUGCUUUGACAAAUUAUAAAAGAUGGGAAGAAGAUAUCGAGAAAUGGCAAAAUCCUAUCUUGAAAAAUGAUGAUCUACCAGAAUGGUACAAGUUUACAUUAUUCAACGAGCUUUACUUUUUGGUUGCUGGUGGCACAAUUUGGAUAGACACUCCACUACCAGGAGCAGACGACUCCGGCAGUGAUCGGCAACCACCGAGCAUACAAGACAACGGCGAUGCAAAUUCCAGCGAAGAAGAUGAAACAGAAACUCCCGAAAGAGACGACACAACCAUUUCCAUAAACCCUAAUCCAAAAUCAAAUGAUAAUCACGAUAAUGAUGAUGAAAAUGACGAUGUUGGUAGCUUUCUAUACCUCGAAGGCGUGGAAUACAUCAUGUGGUGCACAUACGACGUCCAUUUCUACGCAUCAUUCGCUCUCCUCGAGCUUUUCCCCAAAAUCGAACUAAGCAUCCAACGCGAAUUCGCAAAAGCUGUGUUAACAGAAGACACAAGAAAAGUCAAAUUCCUCGCAGAAGGUAAUUCGGGAAUCCGAAAAGUGAAAGGCGCAGUUCCUCAUGAUCUUGGAACCCACGAUCCAUGGCAUGAAAUGAACGCAUAUAACAUCCACGAUACAAGCAAAUGGAAAGACCUAAACCCUAAAUUCGUCCUUCAAGCCUAUCGCGACUUCGCCGCCACCGGAAAUUUAUCAUUCGGUGCCGACGUAUGGCCCGCCGUUCGUGCCGCCAUGGAGUACAUGGACCAGUUUGAUCGCGACGGCGAUUGUUUAAUCGAAAACGACGGGUUCCCGGAUCAAACUUAUGACGCGUGGACUGUUCAUGGAAUUAGUGCUUACUGCGGUUGUUUAUGGCUCGCCGCCCUUCAAGCCACCGCUGCCAUGGCUGUCCAGUUAGGCGAUAAGGGUUCCGCCCAGAAAUACAAGAAGAUGUUUUUGAAAGCGAAGAUUGCUUUUGAGACGAAGCUAUGGAACGGGUCGUAUUUCAAUUAUGAUGAGAAUAGUAAGUCGAUUCAGGCGGAUCAAUUGGCGGGUCAGUGGUAUACGGCGGCGGCGGGGUUGCCGGAUCUUUUUGAGGGAAGUAAGAUUGAAAGUUCUUUGAGAAAGAUUUUUGAUUUUAAUGUGAUGAAAGUGAGAGGAGGGAGGAUGGGAGCUGUGAAUGGUAUGUAUCCGAAUGGGAAAGUUGAUGAGACGUGUAUGCAAUCGAGGGAAGUGUGGACAGGUGUCACUUAUGGUGUUGCUGCCACCAUGAUUCAUGCCGGAAUGGUGGAAGAAGCGUUUACUACGGCUGAAGGAAUUUUCACCUCCGGGUGGUCGGAAGAUGGAUUUGGAUAUGCGUUUCAGACACCUGAAGGAUGGACGAUGGACGGACACUUCAGAUCAUUGGUUUACAUGAGGCCACUUUCAAUUUGGGCAAUGCAAUCGGCUCUUUCGGCACCUAAGGCCGUACUUGAUGCACCGGGUGUAAAUGUAAUGGACCGUAUUCAAACACCGGCUCUUAGUUCACGAACGUCUUUCAAUUAUAAGGCUGCUAAAAAGAAAUCCCGUAAAGCCAAGUGUUUUAGCAACUCUGUGUUUCAUUGUCUAUAGAGAUUUAAUUGUUGAGCGAAAACUAUUCCAUUCCUACUUUUGUUGUGAUUGUAUUCAUGCUAAUUGUUGUUGUUUCAUUCUUCUAAAGUUUCUUAUAAAUAGCAAUAUGUGUGCAUUAUGUGUUAA
Lactuca sativa (garden lettuce) is the source of this 3000-nucleotide messenger RNA. Lineage: Eukaryota; Viridiplantae; Streptophyta; Magnoliopsida; Asterales; Asteraceae. The record is from RefSeq and is a predicted model, not a curated record.